AUGGCAGAAGAGACGCCGCCAGCUCCACCGCCUCCGCUUUUGCACAGGAGUGCUUCGGCUGGUGGCAUUCCUGUGUUUCGAGGUUGUGACAUUGUGAUCAAGAGCCGGUCAGAGCUGAAUUUCGAUGGACUCACCCCUGCUCCAGACCGAGUUUGGUAUGGCCAGAUGGCGAUGGACAUUGCAGGGGAUGAGUGGUCUGUGGACAAGUUCUUGAAUUACGGCGCGGAGGGGCAGACUUAUCUGGUUAAAAGGACUGCAACCGGGGAGAAGUUCGCUGCUAAAUUCUGCAACAAGUUCGACUCCAUGGAAGUCAAGCUUGUCCAAGAACUUCCACGCCAGCUGGUAAUUCACGACAACUUCAUCAAGUACGAGAUGAUCGUUUUGGACGUGCAUGAGCAGCUCUCCCCGGCUCACCACAUAAUCUUCAUGGAGCACAUUCCAAAUGGUGAGCUCUUCGACGUUUUGGCUUCCCCGGAGCCCUCCGUUGCCGGCAAGCCUUUGAGUGAGGGCACCUCGAGACGGAUCUUGCACGAUGUCAUCAGCGGCAUGGCUGAAUGCUAUAGAUACGGAGUGACGCACCGCGACUUGAAGCCCGAGAAUCUUCUCAUCAACGAGCAAGGCCGUAUUGUCAUCAUCGACAUGGGCCAUGCAAAGCGAGUCAGAGAAGCGGGAGGUCCAAGCCCGCCAUCCGCACUCGCGCUUGCAAGAGCUACCACGACAAAUCCUUACGGAACGCCGGCGUUCAACGCACCAGAAGUAUCAGGAGGCCGAGCCUAUGACUGUGAAUGGUCCGAUGUCUGGAGUGUGGGAGUGAUUGCCUUCUACCUCCAUGGGAAGCUUCCGGCCUUCAGUGCGGGAGGUGGGGUUGUAAGCUGGGAUGACGUCAGUGGAACGGGCAAUGAUGACUUGUGGCGAAAAAUUGCCACUUGUGGGUACUAUCCGCAGUUCCCAGAGGAACUGAAGGGCUUCAUCAAUGCCUUGUGGCGGAUUGAUCCUGCUGAAAGGCCAAGGUUUAACCAGUUAGAAAAGGCAAUAACUGGGGACACUGAGACCCUUAAUCACUUUCCCGGUCUGCAGUGGCUGGCUCGCCCAGUCAAUGAUGGUGCAGACUUUAUUGAUGAACUGUCCCGAAGUUGUCCGAACAACUCGUUUCACCUAUCAGGUGGCCCCAUAAAGAGGUGGUAG
Messenger RNA from Symbiodinium natans, 1185 nucleotides. Lineage: Eukaryota; Dinophyceae; Suessiales; Symbiodiniaceae. The record is from the annotation of a GenBank genome assembly.